Molecule: messenger RNA, 2142 nt
Organism: Setaria italica (foxtail millet)
Lineage: Eukaryota; Viridiplantae; Streptophyta; Magnoliopsida; Poales; Poaceae
Exons: 1
Coding region: 608-2017 (469 amino acids)
Source: RefSeq, a predicted model, not a curated record
GCUCUAGCGCAAUCCGAUCUGUUUGGAGGGGUGUUCCGUUAUUUCUGUUAAGCCAUGUAGCAAUCCGAUGAAACCUUAGCUACUGUGCUUUGCCCAAGGAUACGAUGCAAAUAGCAAGUAGAGGCAACCGUUCCUGUGUAUUAAUUCCUGGACGCUGAUUUGAUUGGUUUUAGCCGUUGGAAGUUGCAAUUCCAACUAUUUAAUUAGAUUUAUUGGCGUAAACGUAGGUCAGAACUAAAAGGGAAAGCGACAGGUUUAGCGCUAAUUCGUAUUUAGUAUUUACAACGUAGUAUCGUCUUGUAGCGUCUUGGUUUCUAUCAAUGUCAUUUCUCAAAUCUAGGAAAGUACUAAAUUGAUCAAACAUGAUGGUGACGUGCUACCCACCUACUGUAGUAGAAGCAGUCAAUUCAUGAGGCGCUUGCUUUUGACAUCCACCCUACUCCUUCUCUGAUGUGGAUUUCCAGGAGGUUUCAUGUCAAGGAUUUUCAAAAAAGAUUAGGCGGCAAAUGAAUGACGAGGAAGCAUCCAUUUUUUACCCUUCUUCUUCUUCUGUGGCUGCCUAUAAGAAAGAGACCAAUCGAGCCUCCAUUGCCAAGAAGCAAUUGCCAUGGGAAGCCAUUCCAUCAAUUCCGAUCCCUCGCCGGUGCGCGUGGUUGGGCGGCGCACGGUGAAGCCGCCGCCCCGGCCGCGCGACCUCAUCCCCCUCACCACCUGGGACGUCUCCUUUCUCUCCGCCGACUACAUCCAGAAGGGCCUCCUCUACGCGCCGCCGCCCUUCCCCACCGCCCGCCUCGUCGAUCACCUCCAGGCCGCGCUCGCCGACGCGCUCGCAGCCUACUACCCCGUCGCCGGCCGAUUCGUUACGGAGAAGCACGGCGGCGGCUGCUCCGUCUCCAUCGACUGCGACGGCCAGGGCGUCGACAUCCUCCACGCCGUCGCGGACGGCGUCGCCGUCGCCGACGCCAUCCCUCCCGACGCCGACGUCCCGCGCCUCGUCCACUCCUUCUUCCCCCUCGACGGCGCAGUCAACCACGACGGCCACCACCUGCCCCUCUUCGUCGUCCAGGUCACCGAGCUCGCCGACGGCGUCUUCAUCGGCUUCGCCUACAACCACGCGCUCUCCGACGGCACCGCCUUCUGGGACUUCCUCAACGUCUGGGCGGGGAUCGCGCGCGCGCGCCUCCCCCUCCUCUCCGGCGGCAAGGAGGCGGCCUCAUGGGACUUCCAGCCCCCGCUGCUGGAGCGCUGGUCGCCCGACUCCGUCCCUGGACCGGUGGUGCUCCCGUUCCCCGAUCUCACGGGGCUCAUCGACCGCCUGUCCCCGCAGCCGCUGCGCGAGCGCAUGCUGCACUUCUCCGGCGAGUCCCUGGCGGCCCUCAAGGAGCGGGCGCGGCAGGAGCUCCUGGCGGCCGGGGACGCGGCGGGGGCGGCGGCCGUGACGAGGUUCCAGGCGCUGAGCUCGCUGGUGUGGCGCUGCGUCACCCGCGCGCGGAGCCUGCCGGCGGAGCAGCCCACCGCGUGCCGCGCCGCCAUCAACAACCGCGCGCGGCUCCGGCCGCAGCUGCCGCCCGACUACUUCGGCAACACCAUCUACGCCAUCUCCACGGAGGCGGUGCGCGCCGGGGAGCUGCUGGAGCGCGGCCACGGCUGGGCGACGGCGGCCAUGGGGCGCGCCGUGGCGGCGCACACGGACGCCGACAUCCGGGCGCGCGUGGCGGCGUGGAUGGCCAAGCCCGUCGUCUACACGAACCGCUACUUCGACCCCAACUGCGUCAUGAUGGGCAGCUCGCCGCGGUUCGACAUGUACGGCUGCGACUUCGGGUGGGGGAAGCCGCUGGCGGCGCGCAGCGGCAGGGCCAACAAGUUCGACGGCAAGGCGUCGCUGUACCCGGGCCGGGACGACGGCGGCGGCAUCGACGCCGAGCUGGUGCUCGCGCCGGAGCACAUGGCGCGGCUCGAGCAGGACCAAGAGUUCUGGGCGGCAGUCACGCCGGAUUCUCCUGCCUUGGGCCUUUGAUUUUGUUGCUUGCCUUGUUAUUGCAUUACAUGGUUGUUGUUGUUAUUAUCAGUGUUUCAUCAUCUGAGCCGACUUUUUUGUUUUUUAGCCCUUUUUGUGAAAGAUUCUCACAAAUAGGUCCCUGA